Monoraphidium neglectum is the source of this 810-nucleotide messenger RNA. RefSeq lists its product as hypothetical. The record is from RefSeq and is a predicted model, not a curated record. The coding region runs from base 1 to 810 and encodes 269 amino acids. The transcript has a single exon. Gene Ontology annotation, molecular function: cysteine-type deubiquitinase activity. Gene Ontology annotation, biological process: protein deubiquitination. NCBI's taxonomy places the organism in Eukaryota, Viridiplantae, Chlorophyta, Chlorophyceae, Sphaeropleales, Selenastraceae.
AUGCUACAGCGUGCUCAGUCCUAUGGCUUGCACACCCCCUUUGCAGGCUCAUACCGCCCCUCGCAGCUCGACAACAGUGCCGGCCGCGACGCUCCUAGCGCUCGCCCGCGCCCCAUCGGCGGCCCCUCCCCGGCCCCUCGCGCUGGCAGUGCACCGGCCGCGGGCAAGCGCGGCGCCGCCGGCGACGCCGGCGCUGACGAGGGGGAUUUUGACCAGGACCGCCCCAGCAAGCGCUCGCCGGCGCAGCCGUUUGGGUACAGCGGCGCAGAGCAUGGCGGCGGCGGCGGCUUGCGCGACCAGGACACGCCCUUCAAGGGCAGUAGCGCGGGCAACGACUUCCUCCGCUCCCUGAACGGCUUUGGCGGCGGCGGCGGCGGGCUCAGGCCGCCCGGCGCGCCCCGGCCGGCGGCGCCCCCGCACGCCGCGCGCCUGGGCGGCCUGACGGUGGCCGGCGGCGGGUUUACGUCGACGGCCGGCAAGACCUUCGCGCGCCUGGGCGCCGCACCCGCUGGCCCCGGCGGCGGCGGCGGCGUGCGGCAGGCGGCGAUUACCGAUUACCUGGGCGCAGGCGGCGGCGGCGGCGGCGCGGCGCCCGCGCUGCAGGUGCGCCUGCCGGCGGGCAUGGUCAACCACGGCAACACGUGCUACCUCAACGCGGUGCUGCAGGCGCUGCUGUCGGUGCCCGCGUUCGUGUCGGGGCUGCGCGGCGCGCGGCUGGAGGGCCUGCGGCUGCCGGGGGACGGCGUGGUCGCGGCGCUCAGGGGGUGCCUGGAGGAGCAGCGCGGCGCGGCCGCGGCGGGCGAGGGGUGA